Messenger RNA from Cladophialophora bantiana CBS 173.52, 1374 nucleotides. RefSeq lists its product as uncharacterized. Bases 1 to 1374 code for a protein of 457 amino acids. Gene Ontology annotation, biological process: regulation of transcription by RNA polymerase II. The record is from RefSeq and is a predicted model, not a curated record. Gene Ontology annotation, molecular function: RNA polymerase II cis-regulatory region sequence-specific DNA binding; DNA-binding transcription factor activity, RNA polymerase II-specific. The transcript is spliced from 4 exons. Lineage: Eukaryota; Fungi; Ascomycota; Eurotiomycetes; Chaetothyriales; Herpotrichiellaceae.
AUGGAUCCAUACGCUUCUUAUGUCUGUCCUUCUGACUUUGGGGCCACCAGACUACAGCGCUCGAAUCCUCCCAUUGAGGAAUCAAAGCUUCUUCUUUCACAGCAGCAGCAGCAACAACAACAGUUGCCACCGUUUCGGGAGCUCCUAGGGCCCAAUAUUCAACCGACAGUUGACCCUAUAACAGCGAGUGAGUCUACGGCAGUUGCUCAAGCGAACAAUAUGACAAGGAGAACAUUUCAACCGCCGUUAAAAAUCGAGCCACCAUCGCCUGAACGAGCGCAGAAUGGAAACGGGAUUGAAUCUUUCGACAAUGUGUCUGCUCAAAGCGGUGACUCGGCAUAUACUGCCCAACGUCACCAUAGGCAGAACCCGUCCUGGAACUCGACUUCCCAAUAUACCGAGCUCGUUAGUCCAUAUGGCUCUCAACAACGUCCGCCGUGCACAAUUCAAACCCAAUUCCCGCCGUCCAGGGUGAGCCCGUGUUUGCCCUCUAUUCGAGAUUUCGACCGCUUGAAUACAUACAACCCUUCGUUCCCCUCAACGGCCUCAUAUGUAUACGGCGCUUCAGGUGGGCCCGCAAACGGGCACGAGAGCUACUCUUUCAAGACGGAGACGUCUUCUUAUUAUGACCCACCCCACCGAUAUGGACAGAGUUAUCCACAGACAAACAGGCCGAAUGCUCCACAGAUGGACUAUUCAAGGUAUCCGCCCUCGCUCUACGAGUACCGUGGCGGUGUUACCUACCCAUCACCCUAUGCGGGCGAUUAUCUCCCGUCGCCGACGGGCUCACAUCAUCCCGUCUCCCCAACCGUGUCAAGUGAGGGAUGCGGUCUUCCCGGGAGGAGGAGGAGGGGCAAUUUGCCCAAACCUAUUACGGACUAUUUGCGGCAGUGGUUCCUGGCGCACCUGGACCAUCCGUACCCGACGGAGGAGGAUAAGCAACAAUUUGCUCAGACGACUGGUCUCACCCUUGCCCAGAUCAGCAACUGGUUUAUUAAUGCCAGAAGACGCCAGCUCCCUGCGCUGCGGCACCAGGUUCGAGAGAGAGCCUCACAAACGUCGACAGCUGAAUAUGAGUCAGAGCAGAGUUAUGUGGGAUGCGAAGGUGAAAACGGGUGGCUGGGAUUGGUCUACGGAAUGAUGCCACCUGAGGCACUGAAAAGCAUGGCUUUGUCGUUUUCUGCAUCUCGGGCACUCUACCCCAGUCGGAGCGGUCUUUUUGGAAUGUCGGGUAACUUUGAAGGGUUAUUGGUAGUCUGCGGUGCGGUGAUCUUUCAGCGGCAGGACACGGUCCCCGUCUAUGUGAAGAACGACUCGACACCCAUGCAGGAGCCGGGUGGAUGGCAGGCGGUAUUAAUGGGACGGGAUCACUGA